Molecule: messenger RNA, 1312 nt
Organism: Mesitornis unicolor (brown roatelo)
Lineage: Eukaryota; Metazoa; Chordata; Aves; Mesitornithiformes; Mesitornithidae
Product: TFIIH basal transcription factor complex helicase XPB subunit-like
Exons: 7
Biological process (GO): nucleotide-excision repair; transcription initiation at RNA polymerase II promoter
Cellular component (GO): transcription preinitiation complex; nucleotide-excision repair factor 3 complex; transcription factor TFIIH holo complex
Molecular function (GO): hydrolase activity; DNA binding; 3'-5' DNA helicase activity
Source: RefSeq, a predicted model, not a curated record
CCAGAGAAGAAGAAGGCCAAGAAACGCCAUUAUGAGGACGACGAGGAGGAUGAAGACGAAGCUCCCGGUAAGGAGUCGCAGGAGGCCCUGCCGUCCGCAGCAGGGAAGCAGGUGGAGGACAGCGGCACCAAGGUGGACGAGUACGGGGCAAAGGACUACCGUCUGCAGAUGCCCCUGAAGGUCGACCACGCCUCGCGUCCCCUCUGGGUGGCUCCUGAUGGCCAUAUUUUUCUGGAGGCCUUUUCUCCACUUUACAAAUACGCACAGGAUUUCUUGGUUGCCAUUGCUGAGCCUGUGUGCAGACCGACCCACAUUCACGAGUACAAGCUGACUGCCUACUCCCUGUACGCUGCUGUCAGUGUUGGCUUACAAACCAGCGACAUCAUAGAGUAUUUACAAAAACUGAGCAAGACUGGUGUCCCAGAUGGAAUCAUUCAGUUUAUCAAGCUGUGCACUGUCAGCUAUGGGAAGGUGAAGCUGGUACUGAAGCAUAACAGGUAUUUUGUGGAAAGUACCCACUCUCAAGUCAUUCAGCAGCUUCUGCAAGAUGUCAUUAUUAGAGGCUGUCGCUUGAAAAAUGCUGAGGGUGAAGAAACAGAAAUCAUUGUAGAGACACUCACAAGUAAAUCAGCGAUUGCCAAAUCCAGUGAAAGUGGUCCAUCAACAUCACAGGCAGCAGAUGCUCAGACUAAGCCAGAUGUCCCAGCUGACUUAUUUGAGUUUUAUGAACAGAUGGACAAAGAUGAGGAGGAGGAGGAAGAAAAGCUGGCAGUAUAUUUUGAAGUCAGGCAGGACAUGAUUGAAGAACUUCAGAAGCGUUGUAUCAAUUUGGAGUACCCCUUGCUGGCAGAAUAUGAUUUCAGAAAUGAUUCUCUGAAUCCUGAUAUUAAUAUAGAUCUGAAACCUACAGCUGUCCUCAGGCCCUAUCAGGAGAAAAGUCUGAGGAAGAUGUUUGGAAAUGGCCGAGCCAGAUCUGGUGUUAUUGUCUUGCCAUGUGGUGCUGGCAAGUCUCUGGUCGGAGUGACAGCUGUGUGUACUGUCCGCAAGCGGUGCCUGGUCCUUGGUAAUUCUGCAGUGUCUGUAGAGCAGUGGAAAGCCCAAUUCAAGAUGUGGUCCACCAUCGACGACAGUCAGAUAUGUCGGUUCACUUCUGAUGCCAAAGACAAGCCCAUUGGCUGCUCUAUUGCUAUCAGCACGUAUUCCAUGUUGGGACACACAACAAAAAGAUCCUUCGAAGCAGAGAGAGUAAUGGAGUGGCUUAAAAGUCAGGAGUGGGGCCUUAUGAUACUCGAUGAAGUACAUACUAUUCCUG